This is a messenger RNA of Aaosphaeria arxii CBS 175.79, 3560 nucleotides long. RefSeq lists its product as uncharacterized. The coding region runs from base 232 to 3237 and encodes 1001 amino acids. NCBI's taxonomy places the organism in Eukaryota, Fungi, Ascomycota, Dothideomycetes, Pleosporales. The record is from RefSeq and is a predicted model, not a curated record. The transcript has 3 exons.
CUAGAGUUAAUUGACUUCUUCGUCAAUACCCUCUGUGCGCUCUUCUGCUCACGCGGUGGUACAGAGAUCCUGCGCAACAUCUGAGGUGCUGGGAGGAUCCAUCUUACGACAAACGCCAAACGCAGCCACAGCUACUUUCGACUAAUUUGCGAUACGUCUCUGGCCAAAGAGGGGCUACAUAGUGCAGGCAACAACUCGUGCGAGCUGGGCUUCAGCCUAGGGUGUGCAGGCAUGGCCAGCGAUCGACGACCACUCAUCAGCGAGUCAUCCGAUUUAUCUGAUACAACCGCGAACAACACACCCGCAUUGCCAUCGCUAGGCUUCGGUCGACAUUCGCAUUCCAUCGGAUUCGAACUUCCGCCCUAUGUAUCACCACCGACGAGCCCGCGACGGCCGGGAUACUCGCGAAUUGCGAGCGACACAACAGCUGUCGAUCGAGGGACACCCAGCAUAGUACACGAGGAAGAUGAAGGAGACAUCGCGGAUAGCUACGUUCAGGUUAGGCGGGGGACAACUGGACUGGGCAUAGCAAACGAAUCUACACAAAGUUCCGCCGUCAACAGUCGAAGAGUGUCGGUACAUUCGCUCUCCAGGGUUCCUGUGGGGUCGAGGAGGGCGUCCAUAAACCCAAUAACGUCCAGAACCCCGGAUACUUUGAGUCCACCAAACACCGGGGACCCUUUAUUCGGCGGGUUUCCCAGGGACUCGCCAGAAACCACACCAGAUCUUAGAAGAGAGCGAUUCAGUCCCCGAGAUACCCCAGGUGGUUCAUAUGAAGAGUUCAGAACAAGCAGGAGUUCGCUACAUGCGAGGGGACUUAGUGGAGGAAAUGAGGACUAUCAGCAGUAUCUACACGAUCAGGAUACCGACCGAUUGAACCCAGGAGCGCCAUCUAUACGAUCUGCAUACGACAAGAAUUUCCGGCCAAGGGAAGAAUGUCCGACCGCAAAAGAUUUCUACAUGUCACGAUUCUCUUGGAUCUCCGUCUGCAUCAUCGUUAUAUGUCUAUUUUCCACCAUCUUUUCCGGCAUCUUCCUUGGAAUAGCAUUGAAGAAGCCACGAUGGGGUCGCACGAUCACGUCAAAGGGGUCAUUCAAGCCAGCCGAUGCGAUCUUACUUACCUCGAUCAUGGCCAAGCUCAUUGAACUGUCUUUUGUAACCUCGUUUGUUGCAUUCUUAGGGCAGGUGCUCAGUCGUCGGGCAUUCAUGAAAGAGCAAGGCCGGGGAGUGACACUCUCAGAAUUGAGUAUGUGGCGGUGGGUGGUGCAACCAGGCACGCUUAUAACGCACUGGGAGACGAUGAAGUACUCUGGGCUUUCUGUCUUGGGUAUUCUUAGCCUUCUCAGCGCUGUCUUGGCCACGUUAUAUACACCAGCGGCCACUGCAUUAGUUCAGCCAGCAUUGAGUAGCGGCAAGCUUGAGUUCAGGACCUUGAAGGGACGAUACCGCGCCGACUUUGCAAACUCCAAAUACAUCUCCAACACCUGUCCUACCCCUAUUCGAUCUGAUCCGGACCACGGGGGCUCUACGUGUCUUCAGAUCGAGCACGCAGGUCAAGGGUACCAUAAUUAUCAACGAUACUUGGCGCACUGGGACUGGGACGUUCGGAAUGGGAACGGAAGUACGGAGCAAGAUAAACGACCUCCUGGCUUCGGUUUGCUCUACGAGAAUACCACUGUCUGGGGGCAAUGGAUCAACAUCAUAGAUACCAAGGAAGAGUCCAGGAAACACAAACGAGCAAUCAACAAUAUUUCGCUAGCGAUGCCGCACGCUGGCGUCUUCGCGGCCGCCCGAGACCAAAGGAAUGACAUCUUACAGCCUGAUGAACUCAAUUCGGAAGGCGUCUACUCCCUACGUGCAUCGGUGCCUUCGCUAGUUAUGAAUGUGCUAUGCGCUAACAUGGAAGCCGACGAGCUGAAACCGAUCAUCUACGAAGAGUGGAAUACGGGCGAGAUCAUCAACACUACUACUUGGCAGCGAGGAAACGUGAUGGAUAAUGCCACUACGAUCAAUACCACAAAGGUCGAUGAUAUUUUCGGAUGGACGAAGAAAGAUAAGAAGGGAAUGACGGACUAUCCACCAGUGUUUCCUAAACUUCCUCAGCCUUUCAACACGGUGUUGAACCAUACUAGCCUCGCAUGGGGCCGGGAGGCAAUAUAUCUUCUCGGCCAGGGCGGUGCAGAUUAUGGAUCUAAUCAUGAAGGAGAGUACGUAUUGUGUAAGAUGCAUGUCUCUGUCACACCUCAUUGCAGCACUCGCUACAACGCAACCGGCUCAGGUGGUUCGAUGGAAGCUCUGUGCGAAGACCCUGAUGAUAAGUUGGCAUAUAUCAGAUCCAACUCUAGUGCUACCAAUGGCGUUCCUGUACCCGAUUGGCGCGACGUCGGAUUCGACUGGGCUAAUUCUAUGUCCUUGGGGACCGGUCUAAUGAACGGUGACGCCAGCAACUCUAGGCUUCUGACCCAACUCAUCCUGAGUAAGGAUGAUAAGGGUGACUAUGACCUUAGUUCAGGCUUGCCUAGUGUGGGAGAGGCACUUGCAGUUAUGUCGGGUUGUACGGUCUUGAAAAGCACUUUGGACGCCCGGCUUUCAGACGGAUGGAAAUUCCCCCGCGCCAUGCUCGAGGAAUAUCAGACCCAAGAGUUUAAUGCAUCCCUUGUCGCGCAACAAUACGCCUCAGGUGGAAACGGUGACGCCUCCCGUGCAUGGAACAUAAUUCUUCUCCUUGUAUUCCUCAUGAAUAUCUUCGUUCUCAUCUACUUCCUCGUCCACCGGGGUCUGGUAACCGACUUCAGCGAGCCCCCAAACCUCUUCGCCCUCGCGGUAAAUUCCCCUCCUUCACAGCUCCUCGCUGGAAGCUGUGGCGGUGGUCCAGAGGGAAAACAAUACUUAGUUAAUUGGUUCGUUAAUACGGAAGGUGACCAUUUGUACAUGGAACCCGGCGAGAAGCCAGUCGUAGGUGCCGCCUACGUCCCGCACGGCCACCGACAUGCUCAUUCCCACCUUCACAUGCACCCACCAGCUCAGACCAGCGACAAGGUCGGGUUCUUCGCCUCUAUAACCGAUAAGAUAAACAAGUUGCGACAAGAAGGGCUACACAUCGGGCCAAGAAAGCAGCAACAACCCCUGAUGCGACCCGCCAGCGUUGUUGUCGAGCCGAAUUAUGAAAUGGAGGAUGGACAUACCCGGACGCAACGAAAUUAUGCGAAGCUGGCGAAGAGGACGAGCAUGCUAUGAUGCUCAUCGACUAAUAUGGUUAUGGAACUAGAAAAUGACUACUUUAUGUAUGUCUUUUCUCUGUAAUGUCUCAAUUAAUAAUCUAAUGAUAUCCUGUUCGGUCUUGUUGAUCGUUCUUUGGGCGGAAUCGCCCGUUUUGACGCUAUUUACAUUUGCUGUUUGAUGUGAUGGAAUUUGAUGUGCGAAGUGAUGCUGCGUUUCUACUCUAGAUGGAUCCUCGCAGAACCUAUAAACGAUGAGUCUAAGAACAACUAGACUUCCGCCUUCUCCCCGGAGAUAUCAAUGAUUGAGAAACCCACGACUACAAUACGAGAGCGAUUAAC